Archocentrus centrarchus (flier cichlid) is the source of this 3594-nucleotide messenger RNA. Its product is annotated as sorting nexin-18-like. Gene Ontology annotation, biological process: protein transport; plasma membrane tubulation; mitotic cell cycle. The transcript has 4 exons. Gene Ontology annotation, molecular function: protein binding; phosphatidylinositol binding. Gene Ontology annotation, cellular component: plasma membrane; cytoplasmic vesicle. The record is from RefSeq and is a predicted model, not a curated record. NCBI's taxonomy places the organism in Eukaryota, Metazoa, Chordata, Actinopteri, Cichliformes, Cichlidae. The coding region runs from base 511 to 2142 and encodes 543 amino acids.
GUGUAACUACGUGUUAGUCCUGGUGCCUUUAACUUACAAGCAUCUUGGAGGGAGGAGGGGGGAAAAAAGGACUCCCCCUCCCCAGCUUUUAUCUUGGGGAAAGGAACAGCUACGCCGCCGUCGCAAGUUUGUCAGCUUUAAACAUUAAUAGCCGGUAUCUUUCCGCUGGGUGGAAAAAGGGCAGGUUUUGAAUGCGUUUUCGGACUUGGAUGAAGUUGUGCAUGGAAACUGAUGAUAUUUGAACCCGCGGAAGGGAGAGAGAAGAGGUGGGUGUCGGAUAUAGGACUUUUUUUGCGUGUCUGUCUUAUUCUUUUGCGCAUGGUUCACAGGGACAAGCUUGUUUAAUUUGGUCAAAGGUGGAAAGGUUUUCUAAAGCUUCCUAAAUCUGAUUAAAGCAGCACACAUCCUGAAGGUUUUAUCGUGCUGAAAAACAAAUUCCCGAGGAAGAUCUGCAGUGAGAAACCGAACCAGAAAUCCAUAAAAGUAAUAUAUUAUAGCAAUAUUGAAAUUAUGGCUCUGAGGGCCAAAGUGUUGUACGAUUUCCACUCUGAAAACCCAGGAGAGAUCUCCAUAGCAGAGAAUGAGGUGGUGACUCUGUUCAGCGAGGAGGAGCUGGAGGGCUGGCUGGAGGGGGAGAACAGCAGGGGGGAGGCUGGCCUCUUCCCUGCCUCUUACGUUGAGAUCAUCAGAGACCACAUCACCUCCAACAAUAAUGGCUUGUCUUUGCCUCAAGCCAAAGUCCAGACCUCCUACACACCCUCCCAAUCUCAGAGAGGGUUUGGGGCUGAUAGCAGCAGCUUCCACACCAGCCAGGGUAGUGAUGAUGACUGGGACGAUGAGUGGGAUGACAACUCUCCUGUGGCCAAUGCUCCUCAGGGUCUCGGCAGCAGCCCUCCUUUGCACCCAAUUGCCACCUCCCUGCCAGGCCGUGGGAGCACCCCACAGCACCAGCAGCAGGCCAAGAGUUCGGCCACAGUGGGGAGGAACCUCAACAGGUUCUCCACCUUUGUCAAAUCUGGAGGUGAGGCCUUCUUGCUCGGGGAGGCGUCAGCUUUUGUGAAAGAUGGAGAUAGGAUCUGCGUGGUGAUGGGAAAGCAUGGACCAGAGUGGCAGGAGGACCCCUAUCCAUUCACGUGCACCAUUGAUGACCCCACCAAGCAGACAAAGUUCAAAGGGAUGAAGAGCUACAUGUCCUAUGGCCUUACUCCAACGCACACCAAUGUCCAAGUCAACCGCAGGUAUAAACACUUCGACUGGCUCUACGCUCGGCUCGUGGAGCGGUUCCCCGUCAUCUCGGUGCCCCACCUGCCAGAGAAGCAGGCCACGGGCCGCUUCGAGGAGGACUUCCUAUCCAAGAGGAGGAAGGGUCUGAUCUGGUGGAUGAACCACAUGACGAGCCACCCUGUGCUGGCACACUGUGACGUUUUCCAGCAUUUCCUCACUUGUGGGGCAGAUGAGAAGGCAUGGAAGCAGGGAAAGAGGAAGGCAGAGAGGGAUGAGCUGGUCGGGGCCAAUUUCUUCCUCACGAUCAGUCCGCCGUCUGUGCCUUUGGACCUGCAGGAGGUCGAGAAUAAGAUCGAAGGCUUCAAAGCGUUCACCAAGAAGAUGGACGAGAACAUUGUUGUAGUGAACACCAGCAUCAAUGAGUUCGCCCGUAAACAAAUGUCAGGAUUCAAAAAGGAGUACCAGAAGGUGGGACAGUCCUUCAAAUACCUGGCCCAGGCUUUUGAGCUGGACCAGCAGGUCUACUCAGUGGGCCUGAACAAGGCCAUAUCCUACACUGGGGAGGCCUACGAGGCAAUAGGAGAGUAUUUUGCUGAGCAACCGCGGCAGGACCUGGACCCCAUUUCUGACCUUCUGGACCUCUACAAGGGACACCUGUCCAACUUUCCUGACAUCAUCCAUGUGCAGAAAGGCGCGCUGACCAAAGUGAAAGACUGCCCGAAGCAGGAAGGUGAGCUCCACGACCGCUGCAACAUCAUUUCUUUUGCCACGCUGGCAGAAAUCCAGCACUUCCACCGCACACGUGUACGAGACUUCCGCUCACAGAUGCAGCACCACCUGCGCCAGCAGAUCAGCUUCUUCCAGAAGAUCACCGCCAAGCUCGAGGACGCACUGCAGAGAUACGACGAUGACCAGUAGCACAAGAGGGAGGCCAGGGAGAGAUCAGACUAGGAAGGCCUCACAGAAAUGGGGGGCGAGGGGGGAUGGGAAGGAUCAAGAGGGAAUCAGACAGAAGUAAUGUAUGGGUUUAUCCUCUAGAAAUGGAGAACAUCUUAUUGUCCUUUAAAAGAGAAAACCUUAGAGACUUGUGAUGAUCCCUCCCUGUCUGGUAUGAGCAUUGGAAGAAAAAUAUAGGCCACAUGACAACUUCUUGUAUUAUCUGAAGCUCUGAUGAAUGUACCAUUAACUGGGAUUUUUGCUGACGCUCCAGAGACAUGUUGCAACUCAGCAGGACUGCAGCAGAUAUUUAAAACAGCUGCUCUCAAUAUGACUGGGGCUGCGUUUGAGUCACAGCUUCAGGGUCACGUGACUGUCUCCACUGUCUCUUCACGGGAGCCCUCGAUCGGGGAAGAACAAUCAACCCAACAGAAACAAAGACUGGAAAAUAACUAAAUAACUUUAACUGGAUCUUUAAGUGCCUGACAAUAUAAAUGUACUGAUUAGUUUAAUCUCAGUAUGUUUAUUUUAACUUGAAUGACCUACUCAGUAUUGUUUUGAUAAGACAGCAUAAAAGAAAAAAAAGCAAAGAGGGCACUGUCUGCUUUCCAGAAUCAGUUUCAAGUCUGGAUUUUCAUCACAGCUUGAAAUCUAACCUACUUGUGAUGUCUGACUUCUUUCACAUCACCCUCACCUUGUUUUCAUUUGAAACCUUUGGUGGUGGAACAUUUUUGCUUUGAAUGUCCACUGUUCACUUAACAUCCAGAUGUUUUUAUAAAAACCUGAUGCUACAUCUGUGCGUCACCUCUUUCAGGGUAAGGUCAGCCUCUUUAAAAUGCCAGCUAUUUCUGGCAUGGAAACACUAAACCCAGAGCGUGCAGGCAUUGAUUGUGACUAUAGCAUGUUUCAAAUGCCUUUGAGUCAAAGCUCUUUGUUUGAGAAAUAUGGCAGUCCCUGUGAAACUGAUCAGCCCAUACAUCUCAGACAUGUAUCACUAGCAGAGGGAUUCAUUUGAUGCUAUCGGGGGGGAUGACGUUCAAAUACUAGACACCACAGCUUUUCUACUUUGUCACCAUGCACAUCGACUCGUCAUGUGCUGAUAUAACGAGCCUGAUUCACGCAAGAAUUUAAUCAGCAGGAAUUGCAGACUGAGCACCCAGAGGGACAGUUAGGAUUUGUUUAAUAUUACUUAUAUUUUCUUAAAAUUAAAAAAAUGCAGAAAACUAAGAGAUACAGUUCAGUGAAGUGGUUUACAGUUUCAGCUACUGUCAGAUUUAUACUCACAUGUUGUAAUUUCAGGUGUGACUUUCCUGUGAUUUUACUUUACAUAGUUUGUAAUGGGACAAACCACCAUGCUGGUUGGUUUUUUUUUGUUGUUUUUUUAACAAUUCACUUGGAUCACUAGAAGUGUUUCCCUUUUAAUAUAACAUGAUA